UGGUUACUAGAAUGUAAACGGGAUGAACAUUUUUUGUGCCAACCCUUCUGAACGUGACCAAAGAGGGCGGUUAGGAGGCCCGGCCAACCCAUUCCCCAGGCCUGAGUGAGGGGCUCCCUGGGGGGGGGGGUCCCCUGGAACCCCCUGCUGGGUGAUCCCGGGACCUCCUUCCUCGCCCCAGGGGUGCAGCCACGGCGGGGUCCUCGGCUCUUAGGCAUUUCUGAUCGGGCUGUCACGGAGAAGGUGAUUUGUCCUGGAAACAAGGCCUUGUCUUCCAGGAUAGCUGGCCUUCCUCCUGGGAUGUGUGGUCCGCGGGCCGAGCUUCCUGGUGUUGCUUCCGGAAAGGGUGCGGGCUGUCUGAGAACAUUGCGGCUGUGGCCAGCUUUCUGGAGCAGACAGCUGCAGUGGCUUGCCCCCCUGUUUUUAAACUAAGGUAAAUGGACUCUCAGUGCGGUGGGGAGGGCCCGGGGCAGGGGAGAGAGCCGCGAACCUGCUGACCUCGGUGCACCGGGGCGGGGCUCUCCCGCCAGCGGCUCUUCUGAGUCCAGUGAGCUCAGCUGUCAGAAGUCACCUGGCUCUGACGUAUGUAGCCCUUUGGGCGAAUGGAGCUUCACUUAACGAGACCUUCAGCUUCAGUGGAAUCGACAUCCUCCGCAGCUGUCGAUCCGGCUGCCUCUCAGAAUGUCUGCUGAAAGCAGAAGAAAGCCAUCCUUGUGAGUGGCCGGCCUGUAACUCCGGAACCCGUAGUGCCUGGAAGCCUGCGGGCCUGGAGGGAUCCUCCUGUGGUCUCCUGGCGGAAGCAGGUCUCUGUCCGUCCUGCGGCCGGACCCGUGCCAGGGCCGCGUGGGCGCCGUGUGCUGGACUCACGCUGGUGGGGAGCGCUGGCGCGCUGGCCACUUUAAAAGAGAAUAAAAGCAGUGGAACCAGACAGGUCACAAAACUGAUUCUUAAAAUAGGAAACAGAGCAGCAGCGGUACUGAUCCCCACCGCGACAGCUCGGGAGAGAGCGUUAGGAGCGUGGUUGAACUGGUUAGUGUAGGUGACGUGAGGUCUUCCCCAGGGAGGAGAAAGGAGAUGGGCCCAAGGGUGCCGUCUUCUCUCCUUAAAUGACUACCUUUUUUUGAAAUGUUGCUUGAUGCCCCCCUUUCCUUUUUCAUGUGUCCCUCGGGACCGGGCACAGCGCUGGGCUCUGCCUGCAUGUCAUCCUGGAACCCAGCAAGCACUGUGGCUGCAGCCGGCGCUGGCCGGUCUGGGCCAGGCACCUGAACCCACUGUUCAGCCCGGCCCGGGGACCCCCACGGGGGCUCUUGUGGACAUCGUGUUUUGCAUUCACUGGCUCUUUGACCAGAGUGCUAAGAGAGCACGUCAUGCUGAGCUCAGUUUUGUUCUAUAGUCGUGUCAUGAUUCACUCCUGAUACCUCUCGCACUCUUUUCUGAGGCCAGGGCCUUUUUUUUUGCUCCUUGAGCCUGUUCAGAACCAAAGUCUUGACCCCCUUGCCCCCUGCCUGCCCCGCUCCUGCGGAUUCUGUAAAUGGGGAGCCGCCCAGUGAUUCCCAGUAGACAUCUAGGUCAUCCUUGCUACCUCCCUCUUCUCCACAUCCAGUCGGUCACCAGGCCUUAAUGCUUCUCCCUCGAAAAUGGGCCCUGCAUCCACCAGCUUCCUCUCUCUACACUUCUGGCAGCCAGGGCCCCGGUGUGCGCCCUGAGUGCCUCGUGGCCGCUCUGCCCCUGCUGCCCCCAGCCUGGGGCUCCGGUGCAGGAACGGGACUGACCUUACGAGCCCUUGCUGGUGCCCCCUGCCCACCCGAGUUAGGGACCCCCUUUAUUAAACAUCCCCAGGUCCCUGUACUUCCCCUCAAAGAACUUGGAUUUUCAGCUACACUUCUUUUUUUACGGGUGAUUUUCCAUCUUCUCCCCUAGAAGGUAAACAUCCUGAAGGCGCAGGGAAGGGGUCUCUUUUGUCCUCAGUUCUAACAUGUAGAGGAUGCUCAGUAAAUACUUGUUAAUAAGUGAUUUUUAAUUGGAUGCAGAUUAAAAUUAAAGUAACUGCUGGGAGUACUUAGGUGGGUGAUUCCAGACUGUAGUGGUUUAUUUUAAAACAUUUUUUUUGGCCGCACGGCAUGGGCCUGAGGGAUCCUAGCUCCUCAAGCAGGAAUCGAACCAGCACCCCCUGCAGUGGAAGUGCGGAGUCUUAACCACUGGACCGCCAGGGAAGUCCCUUUAGUGGUUUAUUUUAAAUUUGGCUGAAAAUGCGUGAGCUCUGUUCCAGUGGUUGUCAGGCUUAACUCUUGGCAUUUGGGGCUGGGUAAGUAUUUGCCCGGGGGGCUGUCCUGUGCACUGCAAGGUACAGGGUGGCGCUCCUGGCCUCUACCCGCUGGAUGCCAGCGGCGGUGCCCGAUGUCUCCUGGAGGCAAAGUCGCCCCCAGGGGAGAACCACUGGUCUGCACCCAGGGAUCCUCUCCCUGAGACACCCGCCUUGGCCAGUGUUCUCCUGGGGGAGGACGGGAUGGGGAGCUCCCCUCCCAUAUGCAGGGGCUGGACGGGUGGGCAGGGGCGCUGUGGUCCUGUCCAGCUGAGCCCACCACAGGCAGAGCUGGGUGCAGCAGACCUUGGUAAAUAGUGUGGCGUGGUUCCUCCUUGCAGGUCGCCUCCUCCCUGGGAAGUGUUUUCGUACCUGUAAGGGAAGCCUGGGAGUGAGCUGCGGUCUCAGAGAGGAGGUCAGAUCAGUAAGAAACAGACUCUUUUCCGUGGUAGUUGCUGAUUCUGCAGCAGGCUGGGCAGGUGGGGUGGCAGGUGCACCCAAGCUCCGGAAGAGCCCCUGUGGGGGGAACGGAGCCGUCCUGGGUCAUGGGCUGGGGGGCUUGUGUGGGAAUCUGCAUUCUCGGGCGGGGGGUGUCCCUGAGGCCGCCUCGGCUGCUUCCUGCCUCAGUUCCCAGCUCCCAUAGGCUGUGUGGUUCUAGACUGAUCCUUUAGGAGCUUCCUAGAAAGCAGGUUCUUGGCACCCACCCAGAGCCCGUUCUCCAGGAGCGGAGCCCUGCGUUUCAGCCAGCUCCCCGGCUGCUUUCUACGGUGGCCGUGUUUGAGAACAGACCAGACCCUGUCCUUGUGGAAUUUGGCCUCUUCUCCUGAGUGCACUCUGAGACUUGGACCCAUCACGCUGACGCCGACCAAGGCCGUGGAUGCUAGUCUGUAAAGGCUGUACCAGGAAGUGACCUUAGACCAGGGGUUGCAGGCUUUCUGUGAAGGGCAGAGAGCAGACCUUUCAGGCUCUGCAGGCCACGGGGUCUGCGUUGCAGCUACGCAUCUCUGCCGCGAGUGCAGAGACAGCUUCCGUCCCUCUGGACCUGGAUGGGUGAGACUGCCGUCCCGUCGGAGCUUCUUUACAAAACAGGGGCUGGCUGUGCACAGCAGUCUGGCAGUUGCUCAAAAGGUUUAACACCAAAGUACCACGUGACCAGGCAACUCUCUGCCUCGGUGCGUAUCCAAAAGAGUUGAAAGCAGGGACUUGAACACCUGUGUGUAUAAAUGUACAACAUUAGUCACAGUAACCGGAAGGUGAAAACGACCCAAGUGUCUUGUCCAUCAACAGAGGAGCGGAUAAACACAGUGCGGGAGCGCAUGGAACUUUUGGAGGAAGCCAAGAAGAUGGAGAUGGCCAAGUUCCGUUACAUCCUGCCCGUGUACGGCAUCUGCCAGGAGCCCGUGGGCCUGGUCAUGGAGUACAUGGAGACGGGCUCCCUGGAGAAGCUGCUGGCCUCCGAGCCGCUGCCCUGGGACCUGCGCUUCCGCAUCAUCCACGAGGCGGCCGUGGGCAUGAACUUCCUGCACUGCAUGUCCCCGCCUCUCCUCCACCUGGACCUCAAGCCCGCCAACAUCCUGCUGGACGCCCACUACCACGUCAAGAUCUCCGACUUCGGGCUGGCCAAGUGCAACGGGCUGUCCCACUCGCACGACCUCAGCAUGGACGGCCUUUUCGGCACCAUCGCCUACCUUCCUCCUGAGCGCAUCCGGGAGAAGAGCCGGCUCUUCGACACCAAGCACGACGUGUACAGCUUUGCCAUCGUGAUCUGGGGCGUGCUCACACAGAAGAAACCGUUUGCAGAUGAGAAAAACAUCCUGCACAUCAUGGUGAAAGUGGUGAAGGGCCACCGCCCCGAGCUGCCGCCUGUCUGCAGACCCAGGCCUCGCGCCUGCGAGAGCCUCCUGCGCCUCAUGCAGAGGUGCUGGCACGGGGACCCCCGGGAGAGGCCCAGCUUCCAAGAAAUCACUUCUGAAACCGAGGACCUGUGUGAAAAACCUGAUGAUGAGGUGAAAGAGACGACUCAAGACCCAGAUGUGAGAAACCCCCCUGAGGCCGAGGCCGAGGCGCCCGUGGCCACCCCGCUCAAGCGAGCCUCUGCCCCGACCUUUGACAACGACUACAGCCUCUCCGAGCUGCUGUCCCAGCUAGACUCGGGCAUCUCCCAGACCCUCGAGGGCCCGGAAGAGCUCAGCCGCAGCUCCUCCGAAUCCAGACUUCCGUCGGCGAGCAGCGGCAAGAGGCUCUCCGGGGUGUCCUCGGUGGAUUCUGCCUUCUCCUCCAGAGGGUCGCUGUCCUUGUCUUUCGAGCGGGAGCCUUCAGCGGGCGAUCUCAGCGCCACCGACGUCCAGAAGAAGAAGCUCGUGGAUGCCAUCGUGAACGGGGACACCAGCAGGUUGAUGAAGAUCCUGCAGCCCCAGGACGUCGACCUGGUCCUGGACGGGGGCGCCAGCCUGCUGCACCUGGCCGUGCAGGCCGGGCAGGAGGACUGCGUCAAGUGGCUGCUGCUUAACAACGCCAACCCCGACCUCGCCAACAGGAAGGGCUCCACCCCGCUCCACCUGGCCGUGGAGAAGAGGGUGCGCGGCGUCGUGGAGCUCCUGCUGGCCCGCAAGAUCAGCGUCAACGCCGCGGACGAGGACCAGUGGACGGCCCUGCACUUCGCGGCCCAGAACGGGGACGAGGGCAGCACGCGGCUGCUGCUGGAGAAGAACGCCUCCGUGCACGAGGCAGACUGCGAGGGCCGGACGCCCAUGCACGUGGCCUGCCAGCACGGCCAGGAGAGCAUCGUGCGUAUCCUGCUGCGCCGCGGCGUGGACGCGGGCCUGCCGGGGAAGGACGCCUGGGUGCCGCUGCACUACGCCGCCUGGCAGGGCCACCUGCCCAUCGUCAAGCUGCUGGCCAAGCAGCCGGGGGUGAGCGUGGACGCGCAGACGCUGGACGGGAGGACGCCCCUGCACCUGGCCGCCCAGCGCGGGCACUACCGCGUGGCCCGCGUCCUCAUCGACCUGCACUCCGACGUCAACGUCUGCGGCCUGCUGGCGCAGACGCCCCUGCACGUGGCCGCGGAGACGGGGCACACGAGCACCGCCAGGCUGCUCCUGCACCGGGGCGCCCGCAGGGAGGCCGUGACGGCCGAGGGCUGCACCGCGCUGCACCUGGCCGCCCGCGCUGGGCACCUGGCGACCGUCAAGCUGCUGGUGGAGGAGCGGGCCGACGUGCUGGCCCGGGGGCCCCGCCACCAGACGGCGCUGCACCUGGCCGCCGCCGGCGGGCACUCGGAGGUGGUGGAGGAGCUGGUCAGCGCCGACGUGCGUGACCUGCCUGACGAGCAGGGGCUCAGCGCGCUGCACCUGGCCGCCCGGGGCCGGCACGCCAAGACGGUGGAGGCGCUGCUCAGACACGGGGCCCACGUCAACCUGCAGAGCCUCAAGUUCCAGGGCGGCCCUGGCCCCUCCGCCGCGCUCCUCCGGCGGAGCAAGACCUAGCCUGCCGCCCCCGGAGCCGGGGCCCCCGCAGCGUUCCGGCCCCCGCGCGUGCUCUGCUCGCCCCGUCUGCGGCCUGCGGGAUGCCGACCGAGUGGGCCGUCGGGAGGCCGGUGGCCGCUGACUCCGGGUUCGCGCCGGCG
Messenger RNA from Balaenoptera musculus (blue whale), 5927 nucleotides. RefSeq names its product receptor interacting serine/threonine kinase 4 (gene RIPK4). Gene Ontology annotation, cellular component: cytoplasm. NCBI's taxonomy places the organism in Eukaryota, Metazoa, Chordata, Mammalia, Artiodactyla, Balaenopteridae. The coding region runs from base 3526 to 5787 and encodes 753 amino acids. Gene Ontology annotation, molecular function: protein binding; protein kinase activity; ATP binding. The transcript is spliced from 8 exons. Gene Ontology annotation, biological process: protein phosphorylation. The record is from RefSeq and is a predicted model, not a curated record.